Molecule: messenger RNA, 1590 nt
Organism: Strongylocentrotus purpuratus (purple sea urchin)
Lineage: Eukaryota; Metazoa; Echinodermata; Echinoidea; Camarodonta; Strongylocentrotidae
Exons: 2
Coding region: 1-1590 (529 amino acids)
Biological process (GO): DNA integration
Molecular function (GO): nucleic acid binding
Source: RefSeq, a predicted model, not a curated record
AUGCUGAUACAAGCUCCUGUGUUGGCGUUCUACAACCAAAGCAAGCCACUUCAAAUCCAAACUGAUGCCAGUGCUACAGGGUUAGGUGCUGUGAUGCUACAGGAUGGUCAACCAAUAGCAUAUGCCAGUAGGAUGCUGAGUGAUCCUGAGACCAGAUACUCUGUCAUUGAGAAGGAGAUGCUAGCAAUAGUCUUUGCACUGGAAAAGUGGAAUCAGUUCACUUUUGGUCGUAAGACAACAGUAUAUAGUGACCACAAACCACUGGAGUGCAUUGUGAAGAAGGCCCUGGACAAAGCUCCCAAACGCCUACAAGGAAUGUUACUACGCGCCAUGGCGUAUGAUGUUGAAGUGAAAUACCUUAAAAGCGGACAGCAUGAUCUAGAGGUGGUGAAUGCUGUCAAACUCUUGUCUCUCCCUGAUGACAAGAUAGCUGAGAUAAAGAGACAGACUACCCAAGAUCCAACUCUCUCCCAGCUCAAAGACACCAUACUUGAUGGGUGGCCAGACAACAAGACAAAGCUUCCUUUGUCACUGACUCCAUACUUCAGUUUUAGAGAUGAACUUUCGGUGACAGAUGAUCUGAUUUUCAAGGGAGAACGGCUGGUAAUCCCUAAGCAGAUGAGGCGACAGAUCAAGGAGGAGUUACACAUUGGCCACAAUGGAGUCGAAGGAACUUUGAGAAGAGCCCGUGAAUAUGUCUAUUGGCCAGGUAUGAACAAGGAGAUAAAGGAGUGGAUCCAGACAUGCGAGACCUGUCAAGAAAACUCAGUCUCUCAACCUGCCAAACCUUUGAUGUCUCAUCCUAUAUCUGACAGGCCAUGGUCAAGAAUUGGAUUCGAUCUCUUCCAUCAUGAUAACGAGAACUAUCUCAUUAUGGUCUGUUACUACUCCAAUUUCUUUGAGAUAGAAAAGCUACAGAGGACGACUGCCCCCGCAGUUAUCAAGCGACUGAAACGUCACAUCGGACGCUAUGGAGUGCCAGAGAUCAUUGUCUCAGACAAUGGACCUCCUUUCUCUUCAAGGGACUUUGCUGAGUUUGCCAAAGAGAUGGGAAUCAAGCAUAACACCAUCUCACCUCACAACAGCAAGGCAAAUGGCAAGGCAGAGUCUGCUGUUAAGACUGCCAAAAGACUGCUUACCAAAUGCAAGGACACUGGAGAUAACGUUGAUCUAGCCUGUCUCAACGUUCGUAAUACACCAACUCAAGGUACCCAGACCAGUCCUGCGCAAAGGUUCAUGGGUAGACGAACACGUACACUCCUACCCACCACAACUCAGUUGUUGAUGCCUGAUCGUGACUCAGGACCUGAUGUCGAGAAACUCAAUUCAAACCAGAGACGACAGGAGAAGUAUUUCAACAGAAAUACAAGGAAGCUCAAGGAUCUUCCACUUGGAGCAACUGUACGUGUGAAACCAUUCAACCAUAGAAAGAAAUGGAAGAAAGCGGUGAUCCUGAAGAAACUAGACGAUCGCUCAUAUGAAGUUCGCUGUGAUGGUCAAACACUUCGUAGAAACAGAGAACAUCUCAGAGCGACCUCAUCCACGUCAGAUACACUUGAUCCUAUUCCCAACAUGUUUAACUGGGAAUAG